Uncinocarpus reesii 1704 is the source of this 852-nucleotide messenger RNA. RefSeq lists its product as uncharacterized. The transcript has 3 exons. Bases 1 to 852 code for a protein of 283 amino acids. Lineage: Eukaryota; Fungi; Ascomycota; Eurotiomycetes; Onygenales; Onygenaceae. The record is from RefSeq and is a predicted model, not a curated record.
AUGUUGUUCAGGUCUGUUCUUCUGCUCACCGGUGCCGUCGCGGUCUCCCAUGCGCUCGAGUUUGGCGCCGCCUCCCACCAGCAAAAUGGCAUGAGCGGUCUGAUGCGACGCUCAACCCAGUGCAAGGAUGUCGCGGAGCCAAACUGCCAAAACUCCUGCGGGCCCGAGUACAAGAGCUGCGUCCAUGCCCACAUGUGCUUCAAUCCGAGCAAGGGAGAAACUUGCUGCCAGAAUGGAACCUUCUGCCCACCGGGAACGUACUGCGCGGAAGGCGGCUGCUGUCCCAACAACAUGACGCUGGAGGAGUGCCGGGCGAUCAAGACCCUCACCCUUGCUCGUCCGACCCGCUCGACUGAGGAGACCACCACCAGCACCACCACCACGACGUCCACCUCGACCACCGUUGUAACCACUUGGGUCGAACCCGAGCCCACAGAAAAGCCGACCGAGGAGCCCACCGAGGAGCCUACCGAGAUGCCCACGAGGGAACCUACGGAAGAACCCACGACCAGAAGCCCUCCGCUCAUGACAAACCCAACCAGCGCAUCUGGAACCGGGUCCUACCCGAGCACGACUCCCGGGACCAACGCAACCAUCACCAUGCCGGAGCCGCCGCCACAUCAGACAGAUAGCGGAGCCGGUCGCAUCGAGGGUGCUGCAACGGCGCUGGGUCUGGGUCUCGUCGCUUACGUCAUGUGCCAACCAAGCAAACAAAGCAAACCGCCAUCACUUCCCCGUCAGCGCGCCCGUGAGCGAGCCCAGCCCAAGGCCCUCGAGGACGCUUUUGAGCCCCAGACUGCCGAGGAGCUGGUCCACCAAGCCACCAAGCCCCAGGCCAUUGAGCUACCUUGA